CUUACUCGAGAGCCUCUAGACCAACCCAUGCUCCGUCCAAGCAUCAGAAUUCGCCUAAAUUCUCUCUCUGUGUCUUACAAAGUCACUUCAUUUCUCACACGGGGGCCUGUAAUGGCGAGCAAAAUGUCGACAGCCUCUCCACGGGACGCCGCAGUCUCGUCGGUUGAGCCAAUGAACACAGAUGACGCUAAAUGGAUCACCUUGAAGAAAAUUACAUACACCGAUCCCACGGGAAAGCAAAGACUGUGGGAGUCAGCGGAAAGACAAACCAGAGCCAAACACAGUCAAAUCGAUGCUGUUGGGGUCGUAGCAGUCCUUAACGACCCCAAAUCCUCCCAUGGCCCCGGCCUACUGCUUCAGAAGCAAUUCCGGCCUGCGGUGAACGCAGUUGCGAUUGAAGUACCAUCUGGGCUCAUCGACGAAGGUGAGGACCCAUCAACAACUGCAAUCCGCGAGCUCAAAGAAGAGACGGGCUACAUUGGGACGAUCCCUGGCGAUGCAAAGGCGGCGGAGGGAUUCGUGAUGUGGAACGACCCAGGGUUUUGUAACACAAACACCAAGAUGGUCUUUAUCGAGGUGGACAUGUCCGAUCCUCGGAAUCAAAAAGAGAACCUCAAGCCUGAAAUGGAAGAGGGAGAGUUCAUUGAGAGCUUCACUUUGCCCUUGAACAAUCUCUGGAACGAGCUGGCCAAACUAGAACAGGAGGGAUACGCGAUUGAUGCUCGUGUAGGAACGUUGGCCCAAGGAAUGGAGAUGGCCAAGAAGUUCAAGGCGAUUCUGGACAAGACACCCUCGUGAGCCUUCGAUUCGAGACAUAAUGUCUUGUCAGUCCGCACUUGAUACAUCAUUAGAUCACAGACAUGAUCAUACUCAUAUCCAUAUCCACUCCAUACCAUACUCAGCUCAUGAGGCCCUCAAUUUGGAGAUGAUGACACUAAACCAAAUACGGCCAAGGUACACACCGCAUUAGUCCUAUUUUGGUAAUAUUCUAGUGGAAAUGCCAUCUGUCUCUACGGAGUAUGAC
Exophiala mesophila is the source of this 1024-nucleotide messenger RNA. RefSeq lists its product as uncharacterized. The coding region runs from base 28 to 798 and encodes 256 amino acids. The record is from RefSeq and is a predicted model, not a curated record. Gene Ontology annotation, biological process: nucleoside phosphate metabolic process; ribose phosphate metabolic process. Gene Ontology annotation, molecular function: ADP-ribose diphosphatase activity. The transcript has 3 exons. Gene Ontology annotation, cellular component: nucleus; cytosol. NCBI's taxonomy places the organism in Eukaryota, Fungi, Ascomycota, Eurotiomycetes, Chaetothyriales, Herpotrichiellaceae.